Molecule: messenger RNA, 2005 nt
Organism: Pocillopora damicornis (cauliflower coral)
Lineage: Eukaryota; Metazoa; Cnidaria; Anthozoa; Scleractinia; Pocilloporidae
Product: hydroxymethylglutaryl-CoA synthase 1
Biological process (GO): acetyl-CoA metabolic process
Molecular function (GO): hydroxymethylglutaryl-CoA synthase activity
Source: RefSeq, a predicted model, not a curated record
AACACAACAUGCCGGUCGACAAGAUAAUCCCCGAAACGGGUCAAAAAUGGCCAGAAAAUGUGGGUAUUAUUGCGAUGGAAGUUUACUUUCCUUUUACAUGUGUCAACCAGGAAAAAUUGGAAGAGUUUGAUGGCGUUAGUAAAGGGAAAUAUACGAUCGGUUUGGGGCAACGAAACAUGGGUUUCUGCGGAGACCGCGAGGACAUCAACUCGAUGUCGCUUACGGUUGUUCACAAACUGAUGGAGAGAAACUCAAUCGAUCCAAAUGAUAUCGGCCGGCUUGAAGUUGGAACAGAGACGUUGAUUGACAAAUCGAAAUCUGUGAAAAGCUUUCUGAUGCAGCUGUUUGAGGAGAGUGGUAACACAAACAUUGAAGGGAUCGAUACGACAAACGCUUGUUAUGGUGGUACACAAGCGCUCUUUAAUUCAAUUGCGUGGAUAGAAAGCAGUGCGUGGGAUGGUCGACUAGCUAUUGUUGUUGCCGCUGACAUUGCUGUAUAUGCAGCUGGCAAUGCACGCAGCACUGGUGGAGCAGGAGCAGUUGCUAUGCUGGUUGGACCAAAUGCUCCUGUGGUUAUGGAACGAGGAUUGAGGUCAGUACACAUGCAGCAUGCAUAUGAUUUCUACAAGCCAAACAUGUCCUCUGAGUAUCCUGUCGUUGAUGGAAAACUCUCAGUUCAAUGCUACUUUAAUGCACUGGACCAGUGUUAUAAGAGAUACAAAGAGAAAGGACAGCAGCUCUGUCAAAAGGCAUCAUUUACACUGGAUGAUAUCGAUUAUGCUGUGUUUCACACUCCUUUCUGUCGGAUUGUUCAGAAAUCACUGGCCCGGUUGAUGCUUCAGGAUUUUCUUUCUGACAUGGGAUGUGAAAGUUCUGAGAGAGAAAAGUAUUCUGAUUUAGUAAAAUUUAGAGAUGUCAAAUUGGAAGAAACGUUUCAAGACGAGGGUAAAGCCAAGGAAAUCGAGAAAGCGUCAAUGAAAUGUAGUAAAGAUGCUUACGACAAAAAGACGGCGCCAUCUUUGUGUAUUUCUCGUAACGUUGGAAAUAUGUACACACCUUCACUUUAUGGUUGUUUAGCUUCCCUCCUGUUCAGCGAAUCGCUCGAUGAAUUGGCCGGCAAACGAGUGUUGUUGUUUUCCUAUGGCUCUGGACUCGCUUCAGCCAUGUUUUCCUUUCGAAUCUCAGACGACUUUGGACCCAGUUCCCCACUGAACACACUGGUGACGUCACUGAAGGAUAUCCCAGCACGUUUGGCGUCCCGGAAAGAAGUGGAACCCGCCGAGUUUCUGGAAACUCUCAAAAUACGCGAACAUACUCAUAACAAUAGCAGUUACACGCCGAUCGGCUCUGAGGAAGAUUUAUUUCCAGGGACUUAUUAUUUGACGUAUGUGGAUGACAAGUUUCGACGAACCUACCAGCGAAAAAAAAAUUCCUCCAAUGAGGGCAGCUGUAUGGUUGUUUAAAGGGGAUUUAUGCUUUGGAGUCCAGAUGAUUUUAAUCACUUUUAGUAUCUAUAAAAUUGUGACACUUACGGUGUUUUGAGAUUCCAAAGAGUAACCCCCUUAUUUUUUCGAAAGUUGUCUUCGAAUUAGGGAAAACUUCGAGCGGCACUUUGAAUCGUGCUCAGCAGCCCGGCCACUUUCCUGUGACGUAAUCUAGUCUGCUGUAGACUCCCGAGUUUGAUUUAUUAUUAUUAUUAUAAUUAUUAUUAUUACUUUGCAAUAAUUAGAAGAGUAACUGUUUGUGAACCUAGCGUUGCGAUUUACUUUUUUUUUAUUCCAAUUUGCACGCCAUAAUCGAAUUAUAAGCACAUCCAAAACAAUUUUGGAUCUUUACAGUCUCUGUUUGAAAUCUCUGAACGCCGCAAGGAUUUGAUACUAUAUACACAUUUUAAAGUGGCGGAGUUAAAAAUGAUGGUUUGUGGAACACAAUUCCAUUAAGUAGAGCAGAUUUUAGGUAUACGUGCUUCAUGCAAGUAAUUUUGAAAAGUUUGUUACAUAAUGUG